This is a messenger RNA of Trypanosoma theileri, 447 nucleotides long. Its product is annotated as putative zinc-binding protein (Yippee). The coding region runs from base 1 to 447 and encodes 148 amino acids. NCBI's taxonomy places the organism in Eukaryota, Euglenozoa, Kinetoplastea, Trypanosomatida, Trypanosomatidae. The transcript has a single exon. Gene Ontology annotation, molecular function: nucleic acid binding. The record is from RefSeq and is a predicted model, not a curated record. Gene Ontology annotation, biological process: tRNA splicing, via endonucleolytic cleavage and ligation.
AUGGGCGGUGUACUGGGAGCCUUGGCUGGUCGCUUGGUGAGGGACGAGCGUGGCGAAUCUAAUGUACAACAGGUGAAAGGACGAAAGCGGCUUCGUUCUCCUAGUGUGAAGGAGAAUUCAAAUGGUGUUGUAGCGACGGAUAAUGAAGCCCAAAAUCUUCUAUUAUUUCGAACUCUUAACGCCAACAAAACUUUAUCUGCUCCAUUCUGUCGCUCCGUACUCCACGGCGCUUCCGUGGAGGAUAGGUACGGAUGCCAUUACCAUGUGUAUCCAUCUGAGUCUCCAGAUGAUUCUCAUGGCAAUGCGCUAUGUUGGUCAGUUCGAAAGUCUUCACUGAGUGUUCAUAGCUUGAUUUGUUUAGCUCGUUUAGCAAAUAGCUGCCACAAGGAUUUGGUGCUUUUUGGCGAUGGGAUUGGCGUUUCCCUUUCGUACACAGCUACACUAUGA